CAACGCUGGUCUGACUCUUUCCUUCACUUCCCGCCCCACCGUCUCCCGCGUCAUUGUCUCCUAGCCCUAAUCUACUCCGAGCAGUUCAAUACAGCGCCUGAAACCCGAAUUACUGAGAAUAUGGAUGAUGUCGACAGCGAAGUAGCUCAGUGGAGGUUCUCGGCAAGCAACGCUGUUGUUAACGCACCGAGCACGUCAAUCCGCUCGGCCUUGCACGCGGUAAUGGCGAAUCUCGACGAAAAUGAUGAGAGGCCUGUGGCUUCACUCGGCUUUGGCGAUCCCUCCGUUUUCCCCAGCUUCAGGACAACUCCCGUCGCGGAGGAUGCGAUUGUUUCGGCGCUGAGGUCGGCUAAGUUCAAUUGUUACGCCCCUGCCGCCGGUAUUCCUACAGCCAGAUGUGCUAUUGUUGAAUACCUCUCUGGAGAUCUACCAUACAAGCUGUCACCAGACGAUGUUUUUCUUACCAGUGGUUGCACCCAAGCAAUUGAGAUUGUUGUCUCUGUUCUUUCUCAGCCUGGUGCAAAUAUCUUGCUACCCAGGCCUGGUUUCUCAGUAUAUGAGGAACAAUGUGCAUCUUCUGGACUGGAUGUUAGGCAUUUCAACUUGGUUUCAGAUAGAGAAUGGGAGAUUGACCUAGACAUGGUUGAGUCUCUUGCUGAUGAUAAGACAGUUGCUAUGGUUGUCAUCAACCCUUGCAAUCCUUGUGGGAACGUCCUAAGCUAUCAACAUUUGUCCAAGGUAGCUGAAACCGCCAAGAAGCUUGGUAUAAUGGUCAUUGCAGAUGAGGUAUACGGUCAUUUGACCUUUGGAAAGAAUCCAUUUGUGCCAAUGGGAGCUUUUGGGCAGACUGUCCCUGUUCUGACUCUUGGAUCUUUAUCAAAAAGAUGGUUGGUGCCUGGUUGGAGAUUGGGUUGGAUAGCUGCAACUGAUCCUAACGGUAUUCUGAAAAAUACGAAGGGAGCAGUUCCUGAAAUUCUCAAGAAUACAAAGGAUGAUUUCUUUAAGAAGACGAUAGAAACAUUGAGGAAAUUGGCAGAUCUAUGCUAUACCAAGCUACAGGAAAUUGACUGCAUCGAAUGCCCCCAUAAACCAGAAGGGUCCAUGUUUGCGAUGGUAAAGUUGGAUAUAUCUUAUUUGGAUGACAUUCAAGAUGAUUUUGAGUUCUGUUGCAAGUUGGUCAAAGAGGAAUCAGUAGUAAUCCUUCCAGGAGUAGCGGUGGGCAUGAAGAAUUGGCUUCGCAUCACUUUUGCAAUCGAGUCAUCUACUCUGGAUGAUGCUCUUGACAGGCUGAAAUCCUUCUGCAAGAGGCAUCAGAAGCAAACAAAUUGAAUCUCGGAUGAUUCUUAUUCAUCUCUAUUUAAAAGCUCAACCAUAGUCGUAAGCCUUUGCAAGUAAGGUGAAUAAUAUCAAUUACUCAUUGUGCAUAAGAUAUCUGAUGUAGUGGAUCGGUGAAAGAAGGAAGCUGCUAGAACCAAAAUUAGAGAACAGCUGGAUAACUCAAAUGGGAAUGUAUAUUUCUCUCUCUCUCUUAGAUUGGGCAUAGGAUAUCUGAUGUAGUGGAUCGGUGGAAGGAAGGAGUUGCUAGAAUCAAAAUCAGAGAACAGCCAGAUAACUCAAAUGGGAAUGUAGAUUUCUCUCUCUCUCUCUCUCUUAAGAUUGGGCAUAGGAUAUCUGAUGUAGUGGAUCAGUGGAAGAAGGGUACUGUUAGAACCAAAAUCAGAGAACAUCCAAAUAACUCAAAUGGGAAUGUAUAUUUCUCUCUCUCUCUUGCAUUGGGCAUAGGAUAUAUGAUGUAGCGGAUCGAUGGAAGAAGGGAGCUGCUAGAAUCAAAAUCAGAGAACAGCCGGAUAACUCAAAUGGGAAUGUAUUUUUUUUUCUCUCUCUCUCUCUUAACCAUCUAAUGACUAUAUAUAUAGGACUAUAACAGAGAAAAAGGUAACACUAUGCAGAAGAUAAGAACAUAAAUGACAGUAAAGGUAAGUUGUUCCCUGAGGCAUAAUAUAUGUAUGAUGCACCGCAUCAAUAUCACUUCCUGUUCUAUUUUCGUUUUCACUAAUGCAGCUGUCAUCUGUUGCUUUUGUAUCAUCAUCCUUCAAAGAAUGUUGAAGUAUGGUAUUAUCUGGUGAUCUGUAAUUUGACUAUUA
Molecule: messenger RNA, 2144 nt
Organism: Dendrobium catenatum
Lineage: Eukaryota; Viridiplantae; Streptophyta; Magnoliopsida; Asparagales; Orchidaceae
Product: tyrosine aminotransferase
Exons: 6
Coding region: 121-1329 (402 amino acids)
Biological process (GO): amino acid metabolic process; biosynthetic process
Molecular function (GO): pyridoxal phosphate binding; transaminase activity
Source: RefSeq, a predicted model, not a curated record